Molecule: messenger RNA, 1260 nt
Organism: Vigna radiata var. radiata (mung bean)
Lineage: Eukaryota; Viridiplantae; Streptophyta; Magnoliopsida; Fabales; Fabaceae
Exons: 4
Coding region: 67-1260 (397 amino acids)
Molecular function (GO): protein binding
Source: RefSeq, a predicted model, not a curated record
UUUUAAUUAAUCUAACCAUCCAAACCAACAUAUACAAUUGCAGGUUGAUCAAGUGGUGGAAAUUUAAUGAGUAAUAUGAUGAGUGAAGGACAAUCAAUUCGGAAGCCACCAUAUUUUAAUGGCAGAAAAUACGAUGAAUGGAAGGAGCGAAUGAUAGUAUUCAUUAAAUCUAUUGACUACAAGCUUUGGCUUGUGAUUAAAAAUGGACCCACAAUUCCAACAAAGGUAGUAGAUAAUGAAGAAGUGCAGAAGAGUGAAGAUGAAUACGAUGAAGAAGAUAUGAAGAAUUUGGAAUUGGAAGCAAAAGCAAAAAACAUUUUAUAUUGUGCCUUGAGUCCAGAAUUUUUUGAAAUAUUUUCAGAAACUUCAAAAUCAACCAAGCAAAUAUGGGAUGACCUUCAAAGGCAUAUGACAGGUUCUCCAACUCCUACAAGACAACUGUCCGACAAUACAAUAGACUCUGAUGUGGAUCAAUUUAAUGCUCCUGACCAAUACUUUUUACAGGCAACAAAAGAUUCUAAGAAGAAGUUUUUGAAGUUCUGCGUGCCACUUCACAAGUAUGGUUUAGAAGGCAAUUGGACAGAAGCCAAAGUGAUCUUAGACAAAGAUAUGAGACUGAAACAUGCAGCAAUAACAAGUGGUUGGAGUACACUACUACAUGUUGCUGCAGGAGCAAACCAUGUUCACUUUGUGGAGGAGCUGCUGCAAGUGCUGAGUGAUGAACACAUCGCAUUGCAAGAUAGCAAGGGCAAUACUGCCUUCUGCUUUGCUGUUGCUUCUGGAAAUAUGCACAUUGUUGAAUUGUUGCUGAAAAGAAACCCCCACCUACCCAGAAUCAGGGGUGGAGGAGGACACACCCCACUAAAGUUUGCUCUAAUGCAAGGAAAAUGUUACAUGGCACAGUUUCUCUAUGACAAAACCGAACAAGUAUUCGAGGAUUUAGACCGAAGAUCCUUGUUCUUCACCUGUGUCGAGACCGGAAAUUACCACAUGGCCUUAGAAAUGGUAAGAAAGUGGCCCAAUCUAGCUUGGGAACGUGAUCAGAAUAAUGAUACAGCUUUGCAUCUCUUGGCUCUAAACAAAAAUCCUAUGGAUUCUUGCUGUCAUUCUCCACAGCUUCCCAAUCCCAUCAAGAUCAAUCCAGGUAAAUUCUUAUAUUCAAAACACAUAAGCAAAAUUAGGACAUGUAACUUGAAUUUUUAUAUACAAUGUAGCUUUCAAAUUUUCCUUUUUCUUUUACAUAUGUUUUUGUUGGUUUAA